AUGGGAACCACAAGAGAUUUUGAAUGGGUUUACACCGACGAGCCUCAUGCCACCCGACGGGCACUGAUCCUGGCCAAAUAUCCACAAAUCAAGCAAUUAAUGAUACCCGACCCUAGCAUCAAAUGGUCCGCCAUCGGGAUGGUAGUCAUACAAUUGGUCUCAUUUUAUAUGUUUAAAGAUGUGACCUCUUUCUGGCAAUUGUUUCUAAUGGCCUAUUGUUUCGGUGGAGUCCUUAAUAUAUCUCUCCAGACAGCCGUCAAAUACUUCAGCAAACCUUUCACUAAGUUUUUGUGGAUGAUAUUACAGCCCCUGUUUUACGCACUCCGGCCAGUCUUAUCUCAACCAAAGUUUGUCGUAAAUCCCAAUUCACUGGAAUUGUCUAAUAUUUUCAUUCAAAUAACGUUCAACUAUAUGGUGGGCGUGUGGUGUGGAUGGCAUAUCGUGGCGUAUAUGAUAGGAUCGACGAUAUUAGGUAUGGGUUUGCAUCCCAUGAGCGGACAUAUACUCUCCGAACACUUCGUUAUGUUUGACGAGAGGAUCAAUAUGUUUGAAAAUAUCAACAAAAAAGACGUCCAAAGAGAUGAGUACUUGAAGUUAAUACCCGAAACCUAUUCAUACUACGGAUCACUCAACUUUAUUAUGUAUAACCUGGGUUAUCACGUCGAGCACCACGACUUCCCAUCUAUUCCGGGCUCUCUUUUGCCUAAAGUUCGCGAAAUAGCGCCGGAAUAUUACAAUUCUCUACCCUAUCAUAGCUCCUGGACUUAUGUGGUCUGGAAGUUUUUAAUAGACCCCAAGCUUGGUCCUUUUUCUCGAGUCAAACGACCGCAUCAUUUUGAAUGGGUUUACACGGAUGAACCUCAUGGCACCCGUCGGUCACUAAUUUUGGCAAAAUAUCCACAAAUAAAGCAAUUAAUGAGAACCGACCCUAACAUCAAAUGGACAGCCAGUGUCACUGCAAUCAUACAAUUGAUUUCGUUUUAUAUGUUAAGAGAUGUGACCUCUUUCUGGCAAUUGUUUCUAAUGGCCUAUUGUUUCGGUGGAGUCCUUAAUAUAUCUCUCCAGACAGCCGUCCACGAGAUCAUACAUAACCACGCGUUUGGACCCUCGAAACCAAUGGCCACCAAAGUGUUGGCACUGAUCACCAAUUUACCGAUUGGUAUCCCUAUAGCGGGAUCACAUAAGAAGUACCACUUACUUCACCACCGAUAUCAAGGCGAUGACAUACUCGACACCGACAUACCCUCGUAUUUUGAGGUCAAAUACUUCAGCAAACCUUUCACUAAGUUUUUGUGGAUGAUAUUACAGCCCCUGUUUUACGCACUCCGUCCGGUCUUAUCUCAACCAAAGUUUGUCGUAAAUCCCGAUUCACUGGAAUUGUCUAAUAUUUUCAUUCAAAUAACGUUCAACUAUAUGGUGGGUGUGUGUUGGGGAUGGCAUAUUGUGGCGUAUAUGAUAGGGUCGAUGAUAUUAGGCAUGGGUUUGCAUCCCAUGAGCGGACAUAUACUCUCCGAACACUUCGUUAUGUUUGACGAGAGAAUCAAUUUGUUUGAAAAUAUUAACAAAAAAGACGUUCAAAGGGAUGAGUACUUGAAAUUAAUACCCGAAACCUACUCAUACUACGGACCACUCAAUUUAAUCAUGUAUAACCUGGGUUAUCACGUCGAGCACCACGACUUCCCAUCCAUUCCCGGCUCUCUUUUGCCUAAAGUUCGCGAAAUAGCGCCGGAAUAUUACAAUUCUCUACCCUAUCAUAGUUCCUGGACUUAUGUGGUCUGGAAGUUUUUAAUAGACCCUAAGCUUGGUCCUUUUUCUCGAGUCAAACGACCGCAUCUUCGCGAAAUAGCGCCGGAAUAUUACAAUUCUCUACCCUAUCAUAGCUCCUGGACUUAUGUGGUCUGGAAGUUUUUAAUAGACCCUAAGCUUGGUCCUUUUUCUCGAGUCAAACGACCGCAUCGGUUUGGAAAACAAGACGAAAAGACCAUCGACUAUAUCAAUGAAAUCAACUCGGAAUUAAAUAAUAACACCUAUAACUUUAAUUUUUAA
Oppiella nova is the source of this 2046-nucleotide messenger RNA. The record is from the annotation of a GenBank genome assembly. NCBI's taxonomy places the organism in Eukaryota, Metazoa, Arthropoda, Arachnida, Sarcoptiformes, Oppiidae.